UUGACUAAAAAGUAGACAUUUUAACUAGAAAUAAGACAAAUAUUCCUGGUAAGAUUUUGAGUUUUUGCAGUGAGCGAGACUGCAUAUGAAAAAGUUCCAAUUUUCUUGACCACACAGAUAAGCUCCAUAGCAGACUUCUGUGAUGAGUAUUUGCUGGACGUGUUGAUUGAUACUCUAGUUAAGUUCUGUGACUCGUAACCUUGCCAUACCUUAGCUUCUACUGAAUUGACGCCACUGGAGGUAGAGAAUAUCAAAGCCAAAGGCACUUUGUAAACUGUGUAGCACAGGUGUCAUCUAUGAUAUUAAGGUAAUGCAGGUGGAGGUGUGGAUGCUCCGGCCCAAUCAGCGCGGCCCAGCUGUGUUUAUGAGCGGGGCCUGGGGGCCGCGGCCCCGCUCCCCGCUCCCUGCCCCUGCCCCGGGCCUCCGCCAACCCCGUGGAUAAGUAGCUGCAGCGGCCGAGCAGGGACCGCGACCAUGACCAUGGCCAGGGCCGGGCUCCGCGACGGCAGGCCCCUGCUGGACUUACACAAGAAGGCGGAUGAGAAGAGAGCCCCAUUAAGAACUCGGGCAAACGCCUCCGGGGCCGCGGAGCGGCGGCCGCCCGCAGAGGCGGAGGAGAGCAGGACGGCCCCGGUCAAGAUCGAACCGGAGCGCAGAUGGGAAAGGAGAUUAUCAGCACAAACCAGUGAAGGCAUUAUCAUGGGAUUCCAUGAAGAAAGUAGGAUAUGCCCAGCUCAAAGUGCGGCCGCAGAUGAGUGUGUUGAGCAUAUGCUCCUCUACCCUUGUGGACUGCAGAGUUUUCACAACCUACAGACUCUGGUUCCCACUUUACUGCGUCAUGAAGUAGAAAUUGCUUUGGAGAAACUGGAUCUCAUUUGGGACCGGCAGUAUGCUUGGGACUUGUUUCUGGACAUGUUGAGAAGUCAAAUGCAAUACUGUUUUCCAAAUGUGGACCUACCUCGGCAUUUCACUGAUGCCACUCGAGGUAUUCUGGUGGACUGGAUCAUUCAAGUUCAUGAGUUUAUGCAUUUCCAAGAAGAGACCCUCUAUCUAGCCAUACACCUCCUCAAUCGCUCUCUGAGACAGCUGAAGGUGACUACAGCCAACAUGCAGCUCCUCGGCAUGGUUUGUCUUUUCCUGGCAGCAAAGAAGGAAGAGAGCCACCUCCCAGAGGUGUCUGGACUCUGCAGCUUAAUGGAUCAGGCCUACACGAAGCAUCAGCUACUGAGAAUGGAGCGCAGAGUUCUGUGUGCACUCAAAUUUGAUUUGUCCUACUGCCCUCCGCUGCAUUUUCUUCUCCUCUCUGGCUGCAUGGCUCGCUGCGGUGCCUUGGUGGUGUGGAUGGCUCGUUACCUGCUGGAGUUAUCCCUCCUGGAGGGCCAGUGUGUGGUGUUUCUACCUCUGCAGCUAGCUGGAGCAGCCCUCUGCUUGGCCCGCCGAGUUCUGCGCGAAUCUCUGACACCAGAGGGGGAGGCCGCCUGGUGCCUGUCCUCCAGCAUCCAUGUCGGCAGUGAGACCACUCUGCUGAAGAUCAUGCAUAUUCUAGCUAAUUCUGCUGCAGCCAAGGCCCACAACAAAGAGACCUGUGCUACUUUUAUUAAGUUCUCCUCUCCAAAGACCAUGCAUGUCAGCACACAUCCAGGUCUGAAGAAUGCUGCAGAUCUGCUGGAUGUGUGCCUUUGACAGGCCGUGCUCAAAGGAACAUGACGG
Cololabis saira (Pacific saury) is the source of this 1710-nucleotide messenger RNA. RefSeq names its product cyclin P (gene ccnp). The coding region runs from base 475 to 1683 and encodes 402 amino acids. The record is from RefSeq and is a predicted model, not a curated record. NCBI's taxonomy places the organism in Eukaryota, Metazoa, Chordata, Actinopteri, Beloniformes, Belonidae. Gene Ontology annotation, cellular component: centrosome; nucleus; cyclin-dependent protein kinase holoenzyme complex. Gene Ontology annotation, biological process: mitotic cell cycle phase transition; regulation of cyclin-dependent protein serine/threonine kinase activity. The transcript is spliced from 9 exons. Gene Ontology annotation, molecular function: cyclin-dependent protein serine/threonine kinase regulator activity.